This is a messenger RNA of Cariama cristata (Red-legged seriema), 1175 nucleotides long. RefSeq names its product pituitary homeobox 3. The coding region runs from base 1 to 879 and encodes 292 amino acids. Gene Ontology annotation, cellular component: nucleus. NCBI's taxonomy places the organism in Eukaryota, Metazoa, Chordata, Aves, Cariamiformes, Cariamidae. Gene Ontology annotation, molecular function: DNA-binding transcription factor activity, RNA polymerase II-specific; RNA polymerase II cis-regulatory region sequence-specific DNA binding. Gene Ontology annotation, biological process: regulation of transcription by RNA polymerase II; anatomical structure morphogenesis. The record is from RefSeq and is a predicted model, not a curated record. The transcript has 3 exons.
AUGGAUUUCAACCUGCUGGCAGACGCAGAGGCUCGCAGCCCAGCCUUGUCUCUCUCAGACUCGGGAACCCCUCAACACGAGCACAGCUGCAAAGGGCAGGACCACAGCGACACCGAGAAGUCUCAGCAAAACCAGACGGACGACUCCAACCCUGAAGACAGCUCGCUCAAGAAGAAGCAGCGGAGGCAGAGGACACACUUCACCAGCCAGCAGCUCCAGGAGCUGGAAGCCACUUUCCAGAGAAACCGUUACCCAGACAUGAGCACCAGGGAGGAGAUUGCAGUCUGGACCAACCUGACGGAGGCACGAGUCCGGGUGUGGUUCAAAAACCGCAGAGCUAAGUGGAGGAAACGGGAGAGAAACCAACAGGCCGAACUGUGCAAGAACAGCUUCGGAGCCCAGUUCAACGGACUGAUGCAGCCUUACGAUGACAUGUAUUCCAGCUAUUCCUACAACAACUGGGCCACCAAGGGGCUCGCCACCAGCCCGCUCUCAGCCAAGAGCUUCCCAUUCUUCAACUCCAUGAAUGUCAGUCCCCUCUCCUCACAGCCCAUGUUCUCCCCACCCAGCUCCAUCGCCUCGAUGACCAUGCCUUCAUCCAUGGUCCCUUCUGCGGUGACAGGAGUACCAGCCUCCAGCCUCAACAACUUGGGAAACAUCAACAACCUGAACAGCCCGAGCCUCAACUCCGCUGUCUCAUCCAGUGCCUGUCCUUACGCCUCAACAGCCAGCCCCUACAUGUACAGGGACACAUGCAACUCCAGCCUGGCCAGCCUACGGCUGAAGGCCAAGCAGCACACUAACUUCACCUACCCGGCGGUGCAGACGGCAGCUUCCAAUCUGAGCCCUUGCCAAUACGCCGUGGACAGGCCAGUAUGAAGGGCUGUCCUCUGCCAACCAGGGACUUGACCUUAGCCUGACAAAAGGAGACCUUUAGCCCUACAACAGCGUAUGUCCUGCAGAGAAUGAGAGUGAAUGCGAGAGAGCAAGAGAGAGCGGCGAGCAGGCAGACGGACCUCUAUGAAGAUUUGUCUAACUAUCGUAUGGUGAAUUUUGACUGUCUUUCCCCUCCCAAACCCCUUCCCCUCUUGCCCACCAAACCUCCUCCUUUGUGGUAAAGAAACCAAAACAGUCUACUGGAAGCCCCAUGGGGAAAUAGGAGCCCCAACCUGCAG